Aspergillus heteromorphus CBS 117.55 is the source of this 1431-nucleotide messenger RNA. It is a transcript of the gene cp6, whose product is annotated as putative carboxypeptidase S1. The coding region runs from base 1 to 1431 and encodes 476 amino acids. The transcript has 5 exons. NCBI's taxonomy places the organism in Eukaryota, Fungi, Ascomycota, Eurotiomycetes, Eurotiales, Aspergillaceae. Gene Ontology annotation, molecular function: serine-type carboxypeptidase activity. Gene Ontology annotation, biological process: proteolysis. Gene Ontology annotation, cellular component: fungal-type vacuole. The record is from RefSeq and is a predicted model, not a curated record.
AUGAAGCCCUCCCUCUCCUGGCUGCUGCCAGCCUCCGUGGCCGUCCAGGCCGUAACGCAUGGCUCGGAUCAUAUCCACCGGGAUGCCGUCUCAUCCGUAGUCAAGCACGGCAUCAACUACACCGUCUACGAGCAUGCAGCCACCAACUCGUCGCUGGAGAUCGUCGCGAACUCGGGCAUCUGCGAGACCACUCCGGGGGUGAGGCAGUAUUCCGGCUAUCUCUCCGUGGGCGAGGACAUGAACAUGUUCUUCUGGUUCUUCGAAGCCCGCCAGAACCCCGAGACGGCCCCCCUGACGGCCUGGCUCAACGGAGGCCCAGGCUGCUCGUCCAUGAUCGGCCUGUUCCAGGAGAACGGCCCCUGUCGCUUCGUCCACAACGAGACCACCCCGUCGCUUAACCCGUACAGCUGGAACAACCACUCCAACAUGCUCUACAUCGACCAGCCCAUCGGGGUGGGCUUCUCCUUCGGCAACGACCCCGUCGACAGCACCGUGUCCGCCGCCCCGUAUGUCUGGAAGUUGCUGCAGGCCUUCUACACGCACUUCCCGGAGUACGAAAGCCGGGAGUUUCACCUAUUCACGGAGUCAUAUGGUGGACACUACGGCCCCGCAUUCGCGAAAUACAUCCAGGCGCAAAACAGGGCCAUCGCCUCCCAAACCCUAACCGGGGAACCCAUCCAGCUGGUCUCCCUCGGGAUUAACAACGGGUGGUUCGACUCGAGCACGCAGGAAUAUUCGUACAUCACGUACUCGCUGCUGAACAGCUACCGGGCGCUGAUCAACGUGACCGCGGCGGUCGACUACGGCGCCAACUACCGGCGGUACUGCUCGCCCGCGCUGGACAACUGCACCGCGUCCGCGACGGACGAGGCCUGCCGCGAGGCCGAUGCCAUCUGCGCCGCCGUCGUCGAUGACCCUCUCGUUGCGUCGGGCGAUUUCGACGUCUACGAUAUCCGCAGGCCCGCGGACGAUCCGGACCCCCCGUCGACGUACUCGGUUUAUCUCCACAACCAGACGGUCAGGAACGCCAUUGGGGCACGCUCAACGUACCAGGAGUGUCCGCAGGGUGUGUUUGACAAGUUCGCGUAUACGGGAGAUAACGCCCGCAGCUUCCUCCCCGCCCUCUCCGACGUCGUCCAAACGGGGAUCAACGUGCUGCUAUGGGCAGGCGACGCCGACUGGAUCUGCAACUGGUUCGGGGUGCAAGCCGUCGCCAACGCGGUCAACUUCUCGCAGCAGGACGCCUUCCGCCGGGCCCCGUUGCAGUCGUACACGGUGGACGGCGUGGGCAGGGGCGAGUACAAGUCGGCCGGGAACUUCACCUUCCUGCGUGUGUUCGAGGCUGGGCAUGAGGUGCCGUAUUAUCAACCCGAAACCGCCCUCCAGGUCUUCAGCCAGAUGGUCAAACGAGCCCCCAUUUUCUCGACAUGA